Molecule: messenger RNA, 4276 nt
Organism: Solanum stenotomum
Lineage: Eukaryota; Viridiplantae; Streptophyta; Magnoliopsida; Solanales; Solanaceae
Product: putative disease resistance RPP13-like protein 1
Exons: 4
Coding region: 65-4015 (1316 amino acids)
Biological process (GO): defense response to other organism
Molecular function (GO): ADP binding
Source: RefSeq, a predicted model, not a curated record
GAGAGAGAAAUCAGUGAUCAUUCAUAUUUGCAAAUUACUCUUUAUCAUUCAACAGAUUUCAGAAAUGGAGAUUGGCUUAACAGUUGGUUGUGCAUUUCUCUCUUCAGCUUUGAAUGUUCUCUUUGACAGGCUUGCUCCUAACGGUGAUCUGCUGAAGAUGUUUAAGAGGGACAAGUGUGAUGUUCGGCUCUUAAAGAAGCUGAAAAUGACUUUGCGUAGUCUUCAGAUUGUGCUAAGUGAUGCAGAGAAUAAGCAGGCAUCAAAUCCAUCUGUGAGAGACUGGCUUAAUGAGCUUCGAGAUGCUGUGGACUCUGCUGAAAACUUAAUAGAAGAAGUUAAUUAUGAAGUGUUGAGGCUUAAGGUGGAAGGUCAGCAUCAAAAUCUUGGAGAAACAAGCAAUCAAAAGGUAAGUGACUGCAACCUGUGCUUGAGUGAUGAUUUUUUUCUUAACAUAAAGGAGAAGUUGGAAGACACCAUUGAAACAUUGGAGGAGUUGGAAAAGCAAAUUGGCCGCCUUGAUCUAACAAAGUAUUUUGAUUCGGGUAAACAAGAAACAAGGGAAUCUUCAACUUCUGUUGUUGAUGAAUCUGAUAUCUUAGGUAGGCAGAAAGAAAUAGAGGGAUUGAUUGACCGUUUGUUGUCUGAGGAUGGAAAGAAUCUGACUGUAGUUCCUGUUGUUGGAAUGGGGGGCGUGGGCAAGACAACACUUGCUAAAGCUGUUUACAAUGAUGAGAAAGUAAAAAACCAUUUUGGUUUCAAAGCUUGGAUCUGUGUGUCUGAACCAUAUGAUAUUCUCAGAAUAACAAAGGAGUUACUUCAAGAAUUUGGCUUAAUGGUUGAUAACAAUCUGAAUCAACUUCAAGUCAAAUUAAAGGAAGGCUUAAAGGGAAAAAAGUUUCUUAUUGUCCUAGAUGAUGUGUGGAAUGAAAACUAUAAAGAGUGGGAUGACUUGAGAAAUCUUUUUGUACAAGGAGAUGUAGGAAGUAAGAUCAUUGUGACGACACGUAAGGAGAGUGUUGCCUUGAUGAUGGGUUGUGGAGCAAUCAAUGUGGGGACUCUGUCUAGUGAAGUCUCUUGGGCUCUAUUCAAACGGCAUUCAUUUGAAAAUAGGGAUCCUGAGGAAUAUUCAGAAUUUCAAGAGGUUGGAAAACAAAUUGCAAACAAGUGCAAAGGAUUGCCAUUAGCUCUAAAGACACUUGCUGGCAUUUUACGCUCCAAAUUCGAGGUGAAUGAGUGGACAGACAUUUUAAGAAGUGAAAUAUGGGAGCUGCCACGUCAUUCAAAUGGAAUCUUACCAGCAUUGAUGUUGAGCUACAAUGAUCUUCGUCCACAUUUGAAGCAAUGUUUUGCUUUUUGUGCAAUAUAUCCAAAAGAUCAUCUGUUUAGCAAAGAACAAGUUAUUCACCUGUGGAUUGCUAAUGGUCUUGUACAGCAGUUGCAUUCAGCUAACCAAUACUUUCUCGAGUUGAGAUCGAGAUCAUUGUUUGAAAAGGUCCGAGAGUCUUCUGAAUGGAAUCCGGGGGAAUUCUUAAUGCAUGACCUUGUCAAUGAUUUGGCCCAAAUUGCAUCUUCAAAUCUGUGUAACAGGUUGGAAGAGAACCAAGGAUCUCAUAUGUUGGAACAAACUCGACACUUGUCAUAUUCAAUGGGUGAUGGUGAUUUUGGUAAACUGAAAACCCUCAACAAAUCGGAGCAAUUGAGGACAUUGCUUCCCAUCAAUAUCCAGCUGCGUUGGUGCCAUCUUAGCAAGAGGGUGCUGCAUGACAUAUUGCCAAGACUAACAUCUUUGAGGGCACUAUCAUUGUCUCAUUAUAAGAAUGAGGAGUUGCCAAAUGACUUGUUUAUUAAAUUAAAGCACCUAAGGUUUUUGGACUUUUCUUGGACAAGUAUAAAAAAGUUGCCAGAUUCAAUUUGUGUACUGUACAACUUAGAGACACUUCUGUUGUCACAUUGUAUGUUUCUUAAGGAGCUACCUCUGCAUAUGGAAAAAUUGAUCAACUUGCGUCACCUUGACAUUAGCGAAGCUUAUUUGACGACACCCCUACAUCUAAGCAAGUUGAAAAGUCUGGAUGUGCUAGUGGGAGCCAAGUUUCUUCUAAGUGGUCGUAGUGGUUCGAGAAUGGAAGAUUUGGGUGAACUGCAUAAUUUGUAUGGAUCUCUAUCAAUUCUAGGGUUGCAACAUGUGGUAGAUAGAAGGGAAUCUCUGAAGGCAAACAUGAGGGAAAAGAAACAUGUUGAAAGGUUAUCUUUGGAGUGGAGCGGAAGUAAUGCUGACAAUUCACAAACUGAAAGAGACAUACUUGAUGAGCUACAACCAAAUACAAACAUAGAAGAACUCCGAAUCACUGGCUAUAGAGGAACAAAAUUUCCAAAUUGGCUAGGUGAUCCUUCAUUUCAUAAGCUAAUAGACUUGUCUCUUAGCAACGGCCAAGACUGUGAUUCCUUGCCAGCGCUUGGACAGCUUCCUUGUUUAAAAUUCCUUACCAUUAGAGGGAUGCAUCAAAUAACAGAGGUGACUGAAGAGUUCUAUGGUAUUUCAUCCUCCACAAAGCCAUUUAAUUCUCUUGAGCAGCUUGAAUUCGCAGAGAUGCUGGAGUGGAAGCAGUGGCAUGUACUGGGGAAGGGAGAGUUCCCUGUACUUGAGGAACUUUCGAUUGAUGGUUGCCCAAAGUUGAUUGGGAAGUUGCCUGAAAAUUUUUCUUCUCUGAGAAGAUUGAGGAUAUCAAAAUGCCCUGAACUCAGUUUGGAGACACCUAUCCAACUUUCAAAUUUAAAAGAGUUUGAAGUUGCUAAUUCUCCUAAGGUUGGAGUUGUUUUUGAUGAUGCUCAAUUGUUUACGUCUCAACUUGAGGAAAUGAAACAGAUUGUUAAAUUAGAUAUUACUGAUUGUAAGUCUCUUACCUCCUUACCUAUUAGCAUUCUGCCGAGUACCUUGAAGAGAAUAAGAAUCUCUGGUUGUAGGGAACUGAAAUUGGAGGCGCCGAUCAAUGCUAUUUGUCUGAAGGAAUUGUCUCUAGUAGGAUGUGAUUCACCUGAGUUUCUCCCAAGAGCACUCUCUUUGAGUGUAAGAAGUUGCAACAACCUUACAAGGCUUUUGAUUCCUACUGCCACUGAAACAGUCAGUAUUAGAGAUUGUGAUAAUCUUGAAAUACUUUCAGUGGCAUGUGGGACUCAGAUGACAUCAUUGCAUAUUUACAACUGCGAGAAGCUGAAGUCGCUGCCAGAACAUAUGCAACAACUCCUUCCAUCUCUUAAGGAACUGAAACUGGUUAAUUGUUCACAAAUAGAGUCCUUUCCUGAAGGAGGAUUGCCCUUCAAUUUACAACAACUUUGGAUCUCCUGUUGUAAGAAAUUGGUGAAUGGCCGAAAAGAGUGGCAUUUACAGAGACUCCCCUGUCUCAGAGAUUUAACUAUCCACCAUGAUGGUAGCGACGAAGUGGUUCUUGCUGAUGAAAAAUGGGAGUUGCCUUGCUCUAUUCGAAGGCUUAGCAUAUGGAAUCUGAAAACAUUAAGCAGCCAACUUCUCAAAAGCCUCACCUCUCUUGAGUACCUAUUUGCUAAUAAUUUACCUCAAAUGCAGUCAUUGCUGGAAGAAGGGCUUCCUUCCUCUCUUUCUGAGCUAAAAUUAUUUAGCAAUCAUGAUCUUCAUUCACUACCGACCGAAGGUCUUCAGCGUCUCACGUGGCUUCAACGUCUAGAGAUUCGGGAUUGCCAUAGUCUCCAAUCUCUUCCCGAAUCAGGGAUGCCCUCUUCCCUUUCUAAGUUGACCAUCCAACAUUGCUCUAAUCUCCAAUCUCUUCCCGAAUCGGGGUUGCCCUCCUCCCUCUCUGAGCUGCGCAUUUGGAAUUGCUCUAAUGUCCAAUCUCUUCCCGAAUCGGGGAUGCCUCCUUCUAUCUCUAAUCUAUAUAUUUCCAAAUGCCCAUUGCUCAAACCACUCCUAGACUUUAACAAGGGGGAUUACUGGCCAAAAAUUGCUCAUAUUCCCACCAUAUAUAUUGAUUUGGAAUCCCAGUAAUGAUUUAAAAAAAUGGUGCUCUGAUAAAUUCACAAAGCGUCUAUUGCCACUGUGAAGCUGAGGAAUUAUCUUUGGAUCGGGAUGAAUUUAAUUUUAGAUGACAGCAAAAAAGGUGAUAAACCGAAAGCUGGUAUGUGUAGGAAUUGAAAUUAUUUGCUUCGGAAAGUUGAUAGCACUUCAUGUAUUCUUGUUCUUUCCGUUUUUCAGUGAGUUAGUUGAUCAAAGGACUAAGGAGAAUGGAGGUUUAGAGUAAUGCACAUG